UGCACGACAAUAAAAGUCCCGAAUUAACUUUCUCCUUCCUCCGGCCUUCCCCUACUUGGUUCUUUUGUUUUAUUUCAUGACCACGGAAAUUCGUUGUCUGGGAGGAGGAGGACGUUCGUGGAGUGAGUGUAACCUAACCAUAUUGAUGUGACGAAGCUCAAAUUCGUGGUAACUACACGAAGCAACAUGUGCGAAGUACAAGUGUGGCUACCACCAGGAACAGUGGAACAAUAAGUUAUUAUAGGCAAGGCGACGAAUCGGCGACGGUUUUUGCUCAACUCGUUGUCUGGCUUGGUCUGAUCUCAUCUUACUCUCGUUGGCCAGUUGGGACAAGGAUGUCGCAGUGAGAGGAACAUUAUACAGAGAGAUGAGUCAGGGAGGAGAAUACUUUUAUUUCUCAAGAAGACUUGAAUGACAACCAACAAGGAUACUUUCUCUGAAGGUAUUCCCUCUUGGGAAAGAAACCUCCAGAAAGAGCAGCAGUCACUGUGAGAGAAGAAAUGCAAAGCACGCACUACGCCUGACAGCCGUGGUGAUGAUGAUGAUAAGAGUUAUCAAAAAUGAACGACUCAUUUCCCAUUUACAAGAGUGACACAGUUUUACUGCAGAAAGUGUCGCCGUGAUCUGAAUUGAAGUUCCAGUAGGAAAAAGAAACCAAAUAUACCGAAGAAUAACUUUUUUGAAUUGAAUAUUAUUAAGUAAACCAUACAAAGGGUUGAGUGGAGUAGUGGCUUCGUCCACGCCUAUACACACAAAAAACUCUGCUGGUUAUUGUUAUUAUUAACUCACUUUCUCCACCACCACCGGUCUCCUCCUCCUCCUCCUUUUCCAUUCAAUCGUCGCAAUAACAUAAUAUACUCGAAAAUAGAAAUGCACAAGAGGAAGAACAUAAUAAUGAACGAGCUUAUUCUCUGGAUCACAAUCGUCUGCUUCGUUACUGAAGGAGCACCUUUCUCGGAGAAGUUGAAAUCUGAUGGGGACCAUCACAUCCAAUUGAUUUCGGUGGACCAGGGGACAAACUUUAGCCUGCCUUGCGGUGGAGCGAAAGGGUCCGUCAUGUGGAUUCACGAAGACAAGAGAGACUUGGUCAGGACUUAUCGCGUUCAGCAGGAUGGGAGUCUAUACUUUCCGAACAUGAAAAGGUCGGAUGCGGGCAUUUAUUCCUGCCGAGUGGAGACAGAUUACAAAUCAUCAGCCGAAGAGUCGGUCGAGGCACGUGUGCGGAUCCAUGUUCGCACUGCACCUUUGGCUCCGAAGAACGUGACAGUAGAGCCGUUUACAAUAUCAGCUUCCGUUGCUUGGGAGAUAGACAAGGAAGGCGAGGGGGGAUAUGCCAUUCGAAAUUUCCAGAUUGCGUAUCGCUUAAAAAACGCGACGGAAAACGAUUGGCAGACGUGCCUUCCUGCAUUUAUUGAACCAUACCUUAGACAAUACAGCAUUUACCACCUGCAGCCCAAUUCGUCAUAUGUGGUGAAAGUUUGGGCCAACAAUAAAUUAGGAAGUGGUCUGAGCACGUUGGUGGAAAUGAUGACGAAGAAUGAUCCACAAGAGAUUGAGCUACGAAAGCACUUUCUUGACGGUGUGGACUCUUUUGACGUGAGAAUAUGGAUAAUCGCCGUUGGAAUCGUGAUCACUACUCUCCUCGUCCUGGGACUUGCGACAUGUUGCUUAUUUUAUAGAGAGUAUAACAUGCAUCUUGUGGCUGACUCGACGGACGUUGACGGUGAAAGCAUCGAGUUGAUGCCGAAUAUUAUUCUAAAUCCGGGCUACGACUUUCAAUCUGCGGAAAUCUCACAUCCGGAUGAGAACUCUAAUAAUACGACAGCCACGCGAGUCAACAAUAACUCGGUCGUAUACCCUUCGCGUGUGUGACAAAUACAAAUUGCGGUGUUCAUGUCCAACUCACGACCCAUGCAGUCAUCCUUCCCCUUCUUAUCGUCGUCAUCAUCUGAUGGUUGUAGUUCUUAUAUCUAAAAAUGGUCAGACGCCGCCGUCGCUGUUGUUUCGUUGUAAGAAGAAUAAUUCGCAGAAUGUACCUGCUACAUCCAUGCUGCUUGAUGCUACUGUUAAAAAUAUGGUGUGUGUCAUAAAUUGUACUGUUUUCUCAUGAAAAAAUCUCACAAAAUGAUAUCUGGUUGGUUCGGCAGAACCAACAAUGUAUAACUUCUGGUCUCGCAGCAACUCAUAAUUUUGUAUUUUGCUAUUAAAGUUGUAAAAAGAGUGGCUGCUAUAUGUUUAGUGAAUAAUUAUAUAAGUAAGUAAAUAUGUACAGAAUGUAAGACUCGAAUGUGUAGCAAUACCAAUAACGCGACCUUUUAAUGAUGAAAAUACUUUCGAGAAGUACAUUUAGUUUUAAUUUAUUAAUGGGAUAAUAAAUCAUGAAUAACCCAAAGGCUUAUACUUGUUUUUAAAUAUAUAUACCAAUGUACCCCCGAAAUUUAUAAUAUAUCGUUUAUGAUUUGCUAUUUAAAUUAGUCAAGCUCGUUUAAGCGUUAUUUUUAUAUCCAAUGAAGAUGAGUACAAUAAAUAAUAUUGACGACAUUCA
Messenger RNA from Folsomia candida, 2545 nucleotides. RefSeq lists its product as uncharacterized. Lineage: Eukaryota; Metazoa; Arthropoda; Collembola; Entomobryomorpha; Isotomidae. The coding region runs from base 871 to 1872 and encodes 333 amino acids. The transcript is spliced from 9 exons. Gene Ontology annotation, molecular function: protein binding. The record is from RefSeq and is a predicted model, not a curated record.